This is a messenger RNA of Arabidopsis arenosa, 987 nucleotides long. Lineage: Eukaryota; Viridiplantae; Streptophyta; Magnoliopsida; Brassicales; Brassicaceae. The record is from the annotation of a GenBank genome assembly.
UCUUUAAGUCUAUCUGCUCAUUUCCUCACAGUAUCAAAUAGAGAGUUCAAAUUUUUUCUUUAAAGCUUAAGAAACCACUCAGUGGAAACCAAGACUAAGGCUAAUGGUUUCUCGACAAGAAGGAACCCUCUACUCUAGAAAGAGGGAUUUUACAGUCUAUGGAGAAGAGUUUCACAAUUCAUUCAAGAAGAUCAAACAAGAAGAUCAAUCACAGAGCAAAGUACAGAGCACUCUGUUCACUGAACGACCAAACUCGGAGAGUAUGAGAUCAAUUACCUUUGAUUUUGAACUUCACCUCCACACUCCUUUACCAUCAGAUUGGCAAACUAAGGGAUAUUCAAGAACAUCUGAUGAUCAUAGGGCAUACACCAAAGAUCCAGUGAUUGUUGGACAACCUAAGAUGAGCCUAGACCUUGAGCUGAACCUUUCACCUUCAGGUUCACCUUCACGAACCACAACGAUCAAGAAAGAUGAAUACUCCUCAAACCACAAUGAAACAGUAACAUCGUCAAAGGGUAAAGAUUUGACGAACACAAGUAAGAAGAGCAUAAUUGGGACUGGACUAAGUCGAUCUCCGUCCUGGCUAGCUUUUGAAGGUGGUGAUGAUGAAGAUGUUGAUCACAAAGGGCAAGAGAUGGUAACAACAGUUUGCAUGAAAUGCCACAUGCUGGUUAUGUUGUGCACAUCAACUCCUGUUUGUCCUAACUGCAAGUUCAUGCACCCACAUGAUCACAGCUCUACAAAACUGUUUAAACCAUCAAAUUUGCUUAGGCUUCUAUGCUAGGCUCUCUCAAGGUUACUUGAUCUAUUAUAUUUGUACGAAAGCAAAAAAUGAGCCAAGAGACUAGAUAUGGACAAAGUUAUGUAUAUACUAUAAGUACCAAGAAGUUUAUAUUCUCUGCUUCCAUGAACGAUCAUGCUUUUAGAUCUCUCAACCUAUCAGUAUAUGAAUUGAAUUGUACUUGGGAAUAACACGUACACGGAAUU